Messenger RNA from Naumovozyma dairenensis CBS 421, 1983 nucleotides. It is a transcript of the gene UTP5, whose product is annotated as Utp5p. The record is from RefSeq and is a predicted model, not a curated record. Gene Ontology annotation, molecular function: protein binding. Gene Ontology annotation, biological process: maturation of SSU-rRNA from tricistronic rRNA transcript (SSU-rRNA, 5.8S rRNA, LSU-rRNA). The transcript has a single exon. Bases 1 to 1983 code for a protein of 660 amino acids. Lineage: Eukaryota; Fungi; Ascomycota; Saccharomycetes; Saccharomycetales; Saccharomycetaceae. Gene Ontology annotation, cellular component: nucleolus.
AUGUCGGUUGCUGCUUCAUCCACUACCAUACUAUCGGAAUAUGAUCCAUCAGGACAAUACUUAGCAUAUGUCACCAUUGCAUUAGAUAAACAACGUCUAACAGUCCAACCAAUAGCUACCAACAUCAUCAAUGAUACAUCUUUAUUGUUAAAUGAUUCAAAUUUGAAAAUUACCUGUAUGAAAUGGUGGUCCACUUCAACGUCUUCUACAACUGACACUGUCACAGCAUCUAUACUUUUAGGUCUAAAUAAUGGUGAAAUUUGGAUCUACUCUCCUGUAUCCAAUGAAAUCAUUUAUAAGCUAUCAACUGAUAACAAUUUCAACCAAAUUAUGGAUAUUGAUUUACAAGAUGAUCAACAAACUCUAUGGUGUAUUGAUUCAACUGAUACAUUUUAUAAUUUUAAUUUGACAGAUUUUAAGUUAAAAUCUUCCUUUAAAAUUGAUAACGCUGUGCAAUUGAACAAAUUAUCAAUAAUCAAUGAUUCACAAUUAUUAGUAGCGUCUCAUCAAAUUUUCCUUAUUGAUAUAAACACAAGAUCAAUAAUUUUCAAUUCUCCUGGUCAUAUAUCUCCUGUCAUAAUAAUGGAAAAGAUACCUUCAUCCAAUUUCUUCAUUACUGGUGCUCAAAAUGAUAGAUUUAUUAAUAUUUAUGAACUAGAUGCCACUACAAUAACAACCAAAACUGUCUUGGUUGGUCAAUCAAAUGUAUUGAAAUUAUCCACUUUCAAUGAAAGUAUCGUAGCAAUAAAUACAGAAGAUGGUAGGAUAGAACUGUUCAAAGAUCCAUUAUCCGUCAGUACUACAACCGCAUCAUUAUCUGGAAGCAAAAAGAGAAGAAAUGUAAAUAAGAAAUCAAAACGUUCAACAACCGUCCUAAAUGUUGUCCCUGACUCUCAAAUGUCUAUACCUUUACAAAUACUACCAUUCAACAUUACCAUUAAUAAUACAUUAUUAAAUUUUGUAUGGUUUCAAAACGCAAUCAUCCCGCAUUUUAAAACAGUCCAAUGGAAAGAAUUAAUUUCAAAUGAAACUGCAUCAAUAUCAGUUCCAAUCACAUCUUCACAAUCCAAUCUUAAAGCAGCUAGUAGUAAAUUGCUUCAUGGUAUAGAUAGAGCAUCCACAAUCACAUACAAAGAAUCAAAUGCACAUAUCUCCUCAGGUGACAACUUCAAAAGAAUAACAGAUUUAAUCAACACUUUAAACGAGCAAGAACAAGAAAAUGAAGAUGAUGAAGAACAAGAAACUUUGGCUGAUAAAAUAUUAUCCCUCGAAUCUAAAUCCAAAUUGAAAUCGAUACCUACCGCAGCCACCAACAAGAAAUCAACAACAACAACAACGACAACAACCGGUACAGUUACCGUAAUCUUAUCACAAGCAUUACAAUCCAACGAUCAUUCAUUAUUAGAAACUGUAUUAAACAAUAGGAACGAGAAAAUCAUUAAAGAAACAAUAAUUAGGUUGAAUCCAAAAUUAGCGAUCAUCCUAUUGGAGAAAUUAUCUGAGAAAAUCUCAAGAAAUUCAAAUCGUUCAUUAACUUUGAACCAUUGGAUUAAAUGGUGUAUCAUCAUCCAUGGUGCUUAUUUCACUAACGUUCCUAAUUUAAACCAUGUUUUGAACUCUUUAUAUGUUGUAUUGAAGAGGAAGGCUCAAUUGUUACCAAGAUUGCUGGCUUUGGAAAUUAGAUUAGAUGCCACUUUGAAUAAGUUGAAUAUUGAUAACGGUGAUAACGAUAUAACGUUAGAUGAACUCGAAGAACAAGACGAAGAUGAUGUUGAUGUUGAAUACAAUGAAGAACUAGACGAUGCUGGUUUAAUAGAUGAUGGUGAAGAAGAUUAUUACUCUUCUGAUGAAGACGAAGAUGAAGAUGAAGAUGAAGACGAGAAUAAUGAAGCGGAUGCAGUCGGAUAUGCAAAAAUCGGAAAAGAAAACCAUCAAGAUGAUGAAGAAGAUAAUGAUGGAAAUAGUGACGUUGAAAUGGUGUAG